AUGACCCAGCGGCUAGACCAACUUUUGCGUGCAGGCAACAUUGAAGACAAUGAGGACAACGCUGAAAAUAGUGAGAAUGGAAUGGAUAUUGACCAUACAAUGCAUAAUGCGCAUCAGUAUGAAGACCAUGGAGGGGAUUUAGGGCUUGGAGACAACAGCUUUAACAAUAUUGAUGCAUACAUGGGCGCACACCUUGACAGCAAGCUGUCUGAGUCGGAGGACUUGCAUGCCAAUUGGCACAAUAUUGACAACCCUGUUUGCAUUCCCUUGCAAACGCCAACUCCCCCGCCCAACAACAAGGAACCCCCUGACAAGGAUGGAUUUGCACACAUCACGGAGGAGGAUUAUUGCAAGUACAAUUGUUGGUUUGACAAAGACACUCUUGAAAUGGACAACAUUAUUGCCAAAACUCUUACCAAGGAAGAAAUGGAUAGCAUCAAGAUGAUGGCUAUACAACUGUUUGGACACAUCUUGCAGCGCAACUACAAACGUAUUUGGUAUUCAUUUUGGGAAAAAAUCUAUUUGCUCUCAGCCUAUUGCUUACACCAAAAGCUUGCUAUUCUUUCUGGGAUAUCCCCUCAACCAAUUGACUGCUGCAUCAACGUCUGUCACGCAUUCACUGGACCCUACGCCAACAAGGAUAUAUGCUCUACAUGUAAGGAGCUGCGCUAUGACUCAAAGGGAAGACCACGCCAGGUUUUUGAGUAUCUCCCGACAACCCCUCAAUUCCAGGGGUAUUUCAACAACCCGGAGAUGAUUAAGAGAAUUAACAUUAUUGUCAAAGGUGAGGACCUGGGAGUCCGGUAUUUUCAUGGAUCUUGUGACAUUGCCUAUGCGGUCAUGACAGAUGGCGUCAACCUAUUCGAGCAGGCGCAUUCUGAGAAAAGUACUUGUUGGCCAAUUAUGGCCAUCAAUUUAAAUCUCCCUGCAAGCAAACGCGUUAAGCUUUGCAAUUUGAUUCCCCUGGGCGUUAUCCCUGGACCAAACCAGCCAAAGGAUUUUGACUCGUACCUGGAGCCGUUUGUGGGGGAGGCAAUUGAACAGGCUUGUGGGGUUGAGACUUACAACGUCACUAGGCGGGAACGGUUCAAGUUACGGGCCCAUGCUUUUCUCAUUUUGGGCGACAUGCAGGCAAUCAAGCACGUGACCCAAAUGAAAGGACCAAACAGCAAGGUUCCUUGUUGCGCAUGCAAGGCCAUUGGUGUUUAUCAUACCUGCUGCAAGGGUUAUUACAUCCCUCUUGCUAACCCAGCCAACUACCCCGACGCAAUCCCAGACAGCAGACCUGACCCACAGGAUUUCCCGCCUGAUACAAUUCCUUUGUACAACCCACUUGAUCUCCCUCUCUGCACCAAAGCUAGGAUUGCUGACCAACUUGGAGAAAUGGAUGCUGCCAACACAAAGCGCCAACGUGAUGCCUUGUCUAAGAACUACGGACUCAUCAACCAUUUGAUCCUCAACCGCAUUCCCUUGAUUUGUUGGCCUGACUUGUACCCACACAAAUACCUUCACUUGUUUCUUCUCAAUCAUGGCCGUGAACUUAUCUCACUUUGGACUGGAUCUUGUCACGGCAUUGAUGAUUCUGGCAAUGAGGAUUAUUUGAUAUCUGCUGACAACUGGGCCGCUAUUGGACUUGAGACCAAAGAGGCUUCAAAAACACUACCUGCCGCAUUCAUUUGA
Rhizoctonia solani is the source of this 1680-nucleotide messenger RNA. Its product is annotated as Transposase family tnp2. The record is from RefSeq and is a predicted model, not a curated record. The coding region runs from base 1 to 1680 and encodes 559 amino acids. The transcript has 5 exons. NCBI's taxonomy places the organism in Eukaryota, Fungi, Basidiomycota, Agaricomycetes, Cantharellales, Ceratobasidiaceae.